Messenger RNA from Cuscuta epithymum, 608 nucleotides. The record is from the annotation of a GenBank genome assembly. NCBI's taxonomy places the organism in Eukaryota, Viridiplantae, Streptophyta, Magnoliopsida, Solanales, Convolvulaceae.
CAGAAAUGUUCGUUGACAUGCUAGCUAUCAUAUAUACAUACAGAUAUAUAGCCGGCCUAGCUAGCCUCUUUCUUAUUAAUCAGGACACAAUCUUCAUUCUUCACCUACCGAUCGACCAAUUCCAUCUAGCUGCGCUUCAAGCUUGAUCGAUCAAGCAAUUAGGCUAGUAUGGCGGCCGAGAAGGCCGAGAAGGCGAAGGUGCCGAACAAAUUAGUGCUGAAAGUGGACUAUGACGGGCCGAGCGAGCUGGUAGAAAUGUUCGUAGUUGUGGCGGGAUGCGAUGGCGUGAAAUCGAUGGAGGUGGCGAAGAUAAAAGACGUGAAACAAUUAACAAUUACAGGGAGCUUCGAAGGCAGUGAGCAAAUCAUGAGCAUGCUGCGGUGGGGGGAGGGAAACAAUUUUUGGUCGUCGUGCUGCGGCGGAGAUGCCACUAACUUUAAUCCAAGAACUGUGUCCUUUGGUCCGCUCACCGCCAAGAAAGGCGACGGCGGCGACAAGCCAAAGGACAAUGCAGACACCAAAAAGGAUGACGACAAGAAGAAAGCAGAUACUCCUCCUAAGCAAGCUCCCUCCCAGGCAAGUAGUAUACUCUAUGUGUUAAUCUCUAG